AUGGCGGAUAGUUCUCAAACGAGAAGCGGUUCAAAUAUUACAAAACUUCUCGAAUUUUUUCAUCUUUGCGAAAAAUUAAAGACAACAAAACGCACAGGAUGGAUAUACAAUAAUGUAGAAAAUCCUGAAUCAAUAUCUGAUCAUAUGCAUCGCAUGUCCAUAUUAUCAUUAUCAGUUAACGAUUCAGCCUUAGAUAGAGAUAAAUGUGUUAAAAUGUCUAUCGUUCAUGAUCUGGCCGAAGCUAUAGUUGGAGAUAUAACAGCUUCCGAUGGAAUAAGCAAGGAAGAAAAGAAACGCAGAGAAUCUGAAGCACUAAGGCAUAUGUGUGACGAUUUACUUGGAAACUCUCAACAAUCUCAAGAAAUUUACGCCCUUUGGCAAGAAUAUGAAGAUGCAAUAACAAAAGAAGCUAAAUUUGUUAAAGAUAUUGAUAAGUUCGAAAUGAUUCUUCAAGCUUAUGAGUACGAACAAUCCCAAAAUAAAGAUCUUGAAGAAUUCUUUGAAUCAACAAAAGGAAUAUUUACUCAUCCAGAAGUUAAAUCUUGGGUUGAAGAAUUAUAUAAGAAUCGUAAAGCUUCAAAACUAAAAGUUGCGUGA
This is a messenger RNA of Dentiscutata erythropus, 597 nucleotides long. The record is from the annotation of a GenBank genome assembly. Lineage: Eukaryota; Fungi; Glomeromycota; Glomeromycetes; Diversisporales; Gigasporaceae.